AUUAUUAGUAAAAACAUGAGCGAUAAUGAAUUGACAAUGUCUGGCCAAACGAAUAGCUCUGAAUCAGAUAAUUACGAGUCAGAAGAAAAUCAGAUUGAGACAUCAAUUAGUUCAACAGAUAGUCUUGAGAAGUCAGCGGAAAUACUGAAACAAAUCGGCAAGUUUUUGAAAUCGGCUGAUUUCAUUUAUGGCGAGGAAUACUUUAACAAUACCAAGGAUGUCAACUGUAAGUAUAAAACGGCACCCGCCAAGUUAAUGAAUGAUUGCACAGUACCAUCUGAUUCAUACAAUGUUGACCGUACAUCCGUUGACCGUGAAGCGUUGUACCAAACGAAGAAACAUGAACAUGAACGUUUAGAUGUACCAAAAAGUAAACAUCAUGCUAAUAUUGCUAAGAAUCAGGAAUAUUAUGGAUCACGAAAACGUUUACCAGAUAGCGCACUCGGUUUUGAGCAUAACUUAAAAGUUACUGAUAAUGCGAAUUCUACCUUUAAUGAAAGUACUGUUUUAAGUGAAGAUUUAGAAAACGGAACUAAACCCUUUACGAAACGUAGAGGAAGAAUCAAACAGAAAUUAAAGCCAUUACGCGAAGAUCACGGUGAACAUAAUCCGAAAUUUAUUCAUAAGAAACCACAUCAUGAUAAUUUAAAUAUUGAAUUAUGCUCUGAUGAUAUGAGUGAAAACUCAAACAUAGAUGCUAUUCAAAACAAUUUGUGUGAUGCAGACUCAGACUCUGAUGAAGACCUCGAAUUCAAAUUACAAAUGAAGUUGUUGCCAUACUAUAAAAGGAAUUAUUUUAAUGCCAAGGCCAAGUACUUGAAAAACUUGAACGAUGUUUCAGAAAAUAAUUCUUGUUUAGAUGAAUUGAAAGGUAAUGAACAAAAAUUUCCAUGUGAACAAUGUAGGAAUGCUUUCAGGCAAGUGUAUGGUCCGAAUCAAACUGUAUAUAGAAAUGUUAUACCUCAGCCUGAGUCUCUUGAAGAAUUUGAGUUAAAAUUAAAAAAGGAGUUAAAGAAGAAACAUAUGAAUCAAGAACUUAUGUUAGAGAAACAGUUACUUAAUAAUAAUUUAAGUAGCGCUGAGGAAAAUUCACUUGAUUCUGACGAUACUGAUGAUGCUAAAAUCACGAACAAUGAUUCCUCUUGUAUGUUUUUACCUGAACAACUAAAUUCAUCCAAGCCUGAUAAGGAGCUGGAGCUCAAGAAAAAAUCAAAAAGAAAACUAAAAACAUAUCAGAAGAGAAUCUUUCGUAAAAGUGAUACUUCUCAUGAAAAUGAUUCCUUACAGGAAGGUGAUUUAAUAGCUAUAAAUGAUGCUCUUCAAUAUCUGGACUUUAUUAAAAACGAACCAAGUGCCGGUCAAGACAUUCAUUGCAGUGCGAAAAGUAAGGGAAAAAGUGAAGAGGAACUCAAGAAAUUGAAGAGUGAUCCUAAACCAACUGUACAACGAGAAAAAAAGAUUUCGCAGGCACCAAAUACUACAGGGAAUUCCCCUCCUACAAAUGCAAAUGAAACACAAGCAACUCAAAGAGAGAGAGACAAGUAUUUAGAACUUCAUAAUUUUUAUAUCACGUUUUGGGGGAAUCCACAUCGGACGACGGAGGACUUGUGCCAUGUAGAGGAAAAACUGGUUAAGCAGAUUUUUGGAGAAACAAUUGGGACCUCAGAGUUUAAUAUACCAAUGAGAUGUGGAUCUUCCUGUAGUCGGUCCCAGUUAGAUAAAGCUUCAAGAAAAUCAUCUGCUCAAACUACAGACACUGUAGGUAACCGAUUUAACAGGAAACGUAAAUAUAUUGAUCCUACUUAUUAUAAAACUGUUCCCGAUAAGAAAAGAAAACUGCUAAAUAAUACAUAUGAUUACCAUCGUUCAACACAGCAACUGACAGCUGCGAAACGUCAAUUACCUAUAAAUUCUAUUGCAGAAUUGUUUAGUAGUGAAGAAGAUGAGAUAAAUAGCUCAAUCACGUUAAAGCACAAAAAAUCAAUGAUAUUCAAUAAGGUGCCUUUAAAGAACGUACGUCUCAAUAGAAAAGAACAGCAUCGUUCUCAAAUAGAAGUGAAACGUAAACGUCGUCAGAGCACUGAACCCGAAUUAGCCUACUGUGCUGCAGCUAAGAAACUAAAGUUGUCCAACGAAAACAAUUUUUCUGAUCCAACACCAACUGUCCAAAAUGUCAAGAAAAGGCAAGGAAGAAAACAACUAUCACCUCCUGAUAAGAAAAAUAAACUACAGAACAAAUUAGCUCUUCCGCAAAAGCAAAGACGUAAACGUAAACGUAAGCAUCAGUUGGACGAUAUUGAGUUCUGCUCCUGUAGUCAACCUGUGAUCAAAAAAAUGAAGUUAUCGAAUGAUGACAAAACUACGCCUGCCGAGUACGCAAAGAAUAAACAACGUAGAAUUCAAGCUUAUUCUUCUGAUAAGGAUGUCGAAAAAAAGGGUCGCAAAAAUGGCAGGUUUCAAAAACAUGCUCAAGUGGAGAAGGCUAAACGUAAACGUCGCUUAACUGACGAAUCCGACAUUCCCGAAUGUUCUCCAGCGAAGCAGUUUAAAAAUUAUGUCAACGAUGAUCAUGUAGCAUCAAGUAUAUGCCCGAUUUAUAAAAAAAUGAAGACCUUAAAACGUGCAAUUAAAAAACCCGACGAAGUGCCGUUUAGCAAUGAAUUUGACUUUUGUGAUUGUGAUAGUGAUAGUGAUGGUCUACCACCUGAAGAAAUUUCACUAAGUGAAGAAGAAAUUUCUACCGACAUGGAUAAACAACAACAAUAUUCAAAUGAUCAAAAGUCUAAAAACAAAAGAGGAAGACCACCAAAGCCUAGUCCAGCGCCUCGUCAUCGCAAGCCACGUAAUAAGGCAGCACAAAAAUACAAAUGCUCACAACCAAAGGAAAAUAAAAAGGUCACUGUUAAAAAAAAAAAUCCUCUUGAUGACCUAAAGCAUUGUUUAUCAAAUAGUCUCAAUGCCUUUUCAUUGGUUAGUUUUAGGCAACGCUUGGUCUCAAAUUUCAACAAGGAACUAACUAGGAAAAUUCGCCAGAACAAGCAAGGGGAAAAGAAAAAGCCACAAAAACCUGAUGUAACACCUACAACCAAACGCCGUGACCCUGGCAUUCUACGUCGACGACGUGCUGAUUGCCAAACUAGCUUAGAGUGUCCUAGCUCUGCUGAAACCAUUGCCCGUACUUAUGAUGCAAAAGAAUUGCAGCACCUUCAGGCUCAAAUCGAAACCAUGGACAACUGGCAUACUUCGUAUUUUUCGCCUUCCGAAAGUGAUUUUGAAUAUGAUUAAGCAAAUUAUCAAGCAAACAAAUUAUUGCAUCUUAAGUUAAAAAAAUA
Molecule: messenger RNA, 3332 nt
Organism: Teleopsis dalmanni
Lineage: Eukaryota; Metazoa; Arthropoda; Insecta; Diptera; Diopsidae
Exons: 8
Coding region: 16-3285 (1089 amino acids)
Source: RefSeq, a predicted model, not a curated record